This is a messenger RNA of Antechinus flavipes (yellow-footed antechinus), 1600 nucleotides long. RefSeq lists its product as uncharacterized. NCBI's taxonomy places the organism in Eukaryota, Metazoa, Chordata, Mammalia, Dasyuromorphia, Dasyuridae. The transcript has 2 exons. Bases 366 to 974 code for a protein of 202 amino acids. The record is from RefSeq and is a predicted model, not a curated record.
AAAGAAGAACAAUGUUUUCCUCACAUCCCACAAAUUCAAACAGCAGCCUGACCUUGUACAGGAUGGAACAUUGAUGGAUCAGAUGGAGGAAAGUUAGCAUCUUUGCCCAAAUAUCUACUGAAACUAAAGAAUGGAAUUCUGGUUUCUAUGUCUUUAAGAUGUGAAAAAAAUUGAACCAGGAUCCAGGGGGGCAAAAAUACAGAAAAUGAAAAAAAAAGUCCAUAAAAAGAUGCAUGAAGGGAAAAAGCUUAUUGACCAUGAUUAUCCAUGGCUACAAUGAAGUCACAAUGACUCCUCUAUGCUAAAGACCUCUCAACUGGGAAAGCAAGGAAGAAGAGCCCAAUUUGUUUCCUUAAGGGGCCAGGAUGGGAAACUUGGCCUGCAGAAAAGAAGUGUCCAGCCAAGCCUUAGAUUUCUGGGAGCACAAGAAGGAAGAGGAAGAGGGAGAAGAAAAAAUAGAUAAAAUCAAAGAAAAGGGGUGCUUUGUCUUCAGAUUUAAAAGAAACAAGGAUAUUAUCAACUCCAUACUGUGGCCUCACCAUAUGCCAUCAGGUUGCCCUUGCUAUGGCCAGUCCAAUUACAUGAUGCCUGAGGAAAGUGACAGCCAAGUGAGCAACAUGAGAUGGGUGGAAUUCUCCCCGUGGGCCCAAGACCUCCCUUCCUGCUGUCUGUCUCCCCAAGAGACCCAAGCCCAGGCUGAAAGGGAACAGAAGUACAAAUGCCUGCAUCUAAUGGAGGAGCUAGCUGGCCUUAUGCAAGCUGGGGAGAUGCUCCAUAAUGAAAUGAAUGGCUGUCAAGGAAGUGUGUCCCUUACCACCAAAAGCCUUCUGGCCUUUUGGCAGCGGCUCUCUUCCCAGCUGGAUGAAGACCACCCCAUUCACCACACCCCCCACUACUACCACCGGCGACUCCAUUCUCUCCUGUGGGUCUAUGGCAAUGGCCAUGACCGAAGCAGUUGGAGAAGAAGGGAGUGAAGGGGAUCUCCUGUUUACAAGAAUAAGCUGUUAGAAAAAGUAACUGGACCAAGGAACUGAGUCUUUGUGUAUCAGGAGGAGAACUGAUUUUCUUUGUGAUCAUGGUUAUUAAAUUACAAAUAAGGCCCCUUUGAUGGUAACAUAGAUGUCCAUAGAUUGUAGAUUGAGAACUAGAAGAGACCUUAGAAGUCAUCUGGACUGCCAUUCUCAUUUUAAAGAUGAGGACACUGAAGCCAGAAGGGUAAUUGCUUGCUCAAUAUUUAACUCCACAGAGCUGGAGCUGGAAAGCAAGUAUCUCUCUAAAUCAAAUGCCCUUUCCCUAAAUCACUUGAUGGAAAUACCAUUUUGGUCCAUAGGAUGCCAGAGAAUUUAGAGUUAGAAGAAACCUUAAAGGUCCCUCACAAUAUCCCCUAUAACACUGAUUCUCAAAAUGGGAGCCAAGGAUGUAUACUUUCCCAUUAUCCAUCCACUCUAACACUUAAUAAUGAAUCCAUUAGGAAAUACAAAAAAGUUUUUUACAAAGAAUAAACAGAUGAGUAAUCUUCUUCUAUAGCAAAAAAAAAAAAAACGGAAAGGAGACUAUUAAACCAUAAAUAUGAGAUGGUUUUCUUAAUAUAUCCCACCCA